Messenger RNA from Triplophysa rosa, 1325 nucleotides. It is a transcript of the gene rbm22, whose product is annotated as RNA binding motif protein 22. Lineage: Eukaryota; Metazoa; Chordata; Actinopteri; Cypriniformes; Nemacheilidae. The record is from RefSeq and is a predicted model, not a curated record. Gene Ontology annotation, molecular function: pre-mRNA binding; U6 snRNA binding; metal ion binding. Gene Ontology annotation, cellular component: Prp19 complex; U2-type catalytic step 1 spliceosome; U2-type catalytic step 2 spliceosome. Bases 45 to 1322 code for a protein of 425 amino acids. The transcript is spliced from 11 exons.
CAAAGGCUUCUCCACACAGGUUCUGUUUGCUCUAGCUCUUAGAGAUGGCGACGUCUUUGGGUUCCAACACUUACAACAGACAAAAUUGGGAAGAUUCAGAUUUUCCCAUCCUCUGUCAAACAUGCUUGGGUGAAAACCCCUACAUCCGCAUGUCCAAAGAGAAAUAUGGCAAAGAGUGUAAGAUCUGUGCACGUCCCUUCACUGUGUUUCGCUGGUGUCCUGGGGUCCGGAUGCGCUUUAAAAAGACAGAGGUGUGUCAGACGUGCAGUAAAAUGAAGAAUGUGUGUCAGACAUGCCUUCUGGAUCUGGAAUUCGGUUUGCCUAUUCAGGUUCGAGACACAGGGCUGUCCGUUAAAGAUGAAGUACCGAGAUCAGACGUGAAUAAAGAGUAUUAUACUCAAAACAUGGAGAGAGAGAUAGCUAACUCCGAUGGCACAAGACCUGUGGGACUGCUUGGUAAAGUACCCGGCCACAGUGAUAUGCUGCUUAAACUGGCUCGUACUUCCCCAUACUACAAGAGGAACAGACCACACAUAUGCUCCUUCUGGGUGAAGGGAGAGUGCAAGAGAGGAGAAGAGUGUCCUUAUAGGCACGAGAAGCCCACUGAUCCAGACGAUCCACUUGCCGAUCAAAACAUUAAGGACCGUUACUAUGGCAUCAAUGAUCCUGUGGCUGACAAACUUCUAAAGCGGGCCACCACCAUGCCCAGACUGGAUAUACCUGAUGACAAAUCCAUCACUACACUUUAUAUCGGAGGCCUGGGAGAGGACGUCACAGACUCUGAGCUCAGAAAUCACUUCUACCAAUUUGGGGAGAUUCGUACCAUCACCAUCGUUCAACGGCAGCAGUGUGCAUUCAUCCAGUUUGCCACGCGACCGUCUGCAGAGACGGCAGCAGAGAAAUCCUUCAACAAACUUAUCAUCAACGGCCGGCGUCUUAACGUUAAAUGGGGCAGGUCACAAGCAGCUCGAGGGAAGGAGAAAGAAGGGCAGACGGAGAGUGGAAUCAUGCUGGAGCCAGUGCCUGGACUCCCUGGUGCUUUGCCCCCUCCUCCUUUAUCUGAUGAGGACGCCCCGGCCAACUAUUUUAACCUGGGACCCUCCAGCUCUCCUGCUGUCAUGAACUUCCAGGGACUUCCUCCUCCACCUGGUGUUGCCAUGCCUCCACCUCCUGGUUUCGGUCCUCCUAUGUACCACACCAUGGAUCCCAUGGCCCCACCAAUGCCCCCUCCUAUGGCCAUGAGGCCCCCCGGACAGGUCCACUACCCUUCCCAGGAUCCUCAGCGGAUGGGCGCCCAUGCAAGUCGCCACGGAGGCCCAUAGAUG